AGCCUUGCGCGUAAAGAUCAAAUUUGCUUUCGAUUUGAGAUCUCGUUGAUGCAAUCGUAUCGCACCAUGGAAAAUUGCCGGUAUCCGUAGGAAUUCCGACCGCAGCAGUAGAAAUUGUAGCACCCGGCUGCCAAACCCUGUCCUCCCGCCGUUCAAUUCCAAUGAUAUCAGACGGAUCAUAAGAAAAAAUCGCCUUCAGCUCUCCAGAGUCUUCACCCCUACGAGAACGACAAAAUGUCAGUGCAGGAGUAUCUGGAUAAGCACAUGCUUUCCCGGAAAAUCGAAGACGCCGUCAAUGCUGCCGUCCGGGCAAAAACUAACGAUCCCGUCCUCUUCAUCUCUAAUCAUAUGAGAAAAGCGGUGCCUUCGGUGAUUACUAAGCUGAAAGCGAGGCAAAUUCUCGACAGCAGAGGAAUUCCUACAGUCGAAGUGGAUUUGUACACAAAUAAAGGCAUGUUUCGAGCUUCUUCUCCCAGUGGUGCUUCUUUGGGAAUGUAUGAGGCCAUGGCUAUCGAGUUACGUGAUGCAGACAGAGGGAUGUAUCUUGGGAAUGGUGUGAGUAAAGCAGUUAAGAAUAUUAAUGAGAAAAUAUCUGAAGCUUUGAUUGGUAUGGAUCCAACACUUCAGUCUCAAAUUGAUCAGGCUAUGAUAGAUUUGGAUAAAACAGAUAAGAAGGGAGAUCUUGGAGCAAAUGCCAUUUUAGCUGUAUCUAUGGCUGCUUGCAAAGCUGGAGCUGCUGAAAAGGAGGUCCCACUUUACAAACACAUUGCUGAUCUUUCUGGAAAAACCAACCUGCUUCUUCCUGUCCCUGCCUUCACUCUCAUAAGUGGUGGACAGCAUGCAGGAAACAACUUAGCUAUACGGGGAAUUAUGAUUCUCCCUGUGGGAGCAAAAAGAUUUGAGGAGGCAUUGCAAAUGGGCUCUGAAACCUAUCAUCAUUUGAAGGCAGUUAUAGCAGAGAAAUGUGGUGCACAUGGAUGCAAUGUUGGUGAAGACGGUGGGUUGGCUCCAAACAUAUCAAGCUUUAAAGAAGCUCUUGACCUUAUUGAGGAGGCUGUAGGGAGAACAGGAUACAACGAGAAAAUUAAAAUUGCUAUUGAUGCUGCUGCUACUCAGUUUUGCAUAGGCACAAAGUAUGAUUUGGAUUUUAAAACUCCAAAUAAAUCAGGACAAAAUUUUAAGUCAGGGGAGAAUAUGGCUGAGUUGUACAGUGAACUCUGUACAGAGUAUCCAAUUGUAUCAAUUGAAGAUCCAUUUGACAAAGAAGACUGGGAACAUACGAAGAACUUUUCUGGCCUUGGAAUAUGCCAGGUAGUUGGAGAUGAUUUAUUAAUGUCGAAUCCUAAACGUAUUGAGAGGGCCAUACAGGAAAAUGCGUGUAAUGCCCUUCUUUUAAAGAUUAAUCAGAUUGGGACUGUAACUGAAGCUAUUGAAGUAGUGAAGAUGGCUAAGGAUGCCCAUUGGGGAGUGAUGAUAUCCCAUAGGAGUGGUGAAACAGAGGACACAUUCAUAGCUGAUUUAUCCGUUGGCCUUGCGAUAGGUCAGAUUAAAGCAGGAGCACCUUGCCGUGGAGAGCGACUGGCCAAGUACAACCAGCUGAUUAGAAUUGAAGAGGAACUCGGGGAUCAAGCAGUUUAUGCAGGGCAGGACUGGAGGCAAUGCUGAUAUUUUUCUUCAAUUUCUAUUUCAAGAUUUUGUCCUGUCUAUGCUGAUGUACAAUAUCAAGCAAUAUAUACUGCCAUCAUGCUGAUUUUUUAAAGUCCAACAUUUCUUGGAUCGAAUACGAAGCGGAGUUAAGGUCAUCAAGGUUGUCUUUCUCAUGCAGUCAUGCAAGACACUCUGGGAACACAUAUCUGUUCUUUUGGCGACUUGUAUUGUUUCUUCGAAGAGCUAUAAACUCACAUGAAACCAAAGGUUCAUAAUUCGAAAAAGCCGUUACAUAUAGUCAUAUACUAUGUGGUUACUAUUUGGUAUUAUCAUAUGGACAAAGGGUAAUUUAGUAGAACCUACAAAGCCAUAUCCUUAAGAUUUGAGCUCUUGCUUGUUUGCUCAAUUGAGCCCUUAACUAGGCAUGGACCCAGUCUUGAUUUUAAACAAGUGAACGGUGGACCCAGUCUUGUUUUUGAAUCUGAAAGACUGAAACCUCAAUCAGGUCUGAAAACAGCACUGCUAAUCGGUUAUUUUUCAACCGGCUAAUUUGGUGUGUGAAAUGGGAUUGUAUUAGAAGUAUUUGAUAUUGAUUCUGUUGUAUCUAAUAGAGAAUUAGUUUAAAGUGUUUGGAUGAAUUGUUGUUUUUACUUUUUAUGAAGGAUGAAUUGCAGUUGAUAAUUAGU
Messenger RNA from Cuscuta europaea, 2333 nucleotides. NCBI's taxonomy places the organism in Eukaryota, Viridiplantae, Streptophyta, Magnoliopsida, Solanales, Convolvulaceae. The record is from the annotation of a GenBank genome assembly.